Dictyostelium discoideum AX4 is the source of this 996-nucleotide messenger RNA. RefSeq lists its product as hypothetical. The record is from RefSeq and is a predicted model, not a curated record. Gene Ontology annotation, biological process: chromatin remodeling. NCBI's taxonomy places the organism in Eukaryota, Evosea, Eumycetozoa, Dictyosteliales, Dictyosteliaceae. Bases 1 to 996 code for a protein of 331 amino acids. The transcript is spliced from 2 exons. Gene Ontology annotation, cellular component: Ino80 complex.
AUGAAACCAAUAAAAAAUAAUAAAUUUAGUGACGAUGAAUUAAGUAGCAGUAGUAGUAGUAGUGAUUUUGGUAGUGAUGAUGAACCAAUAAAUGUAAAUAAUAAUAAUAAUAAAAUAAAUAAUAAAAAAGGCGGUAAAAAUAGUAAUUACAAUGAACCAAUGGAAGAAGAUGAAGAUGAUGAAGAAUUAGAUAUUGGUGAUGAAAAUUCAACAUCAAAUAAUAAUAAUAAUAGUGGAGGUAAAAAUAAAAAUAAAAAUGAAGAUGAAGAUGAAGAAUUUAAUGAAGAUGAAGAUGAAGAAUUUAAUGAAGAAGAAGAGGAUUUAGAAGAUGAAGAAGACGAUGAAGAAGAUGAAGAAAUUGAAGGUAAUAAUAAAAAUAAUAAUAAUAAUUUAAUUGGUACAAGUAGACAAAAAGAUAUGAAAAGAGGUAGUGGUGGUGGAUUAAAUCAAAAACUAUUGGCACCAAUACCACAAGAAGUUAAAAAGAUAAAAGUAUUAACAGAUGAGAUGAAACAAAAAAAGAGUGAAAUUGCAUUAUAUAGAAGAAAUAAAAAGAUAGAAGAAGAUGAAGCGAGUAUGAGAGAUGUCGUUAAUCAAUUAUUUUAUAGAAAAGCUGCUACAAAAGAAACAUCUGCUGAGGAUGAAAAAAAGCCCUCAAGACAUGAUUUAUUUUUAAAACAAAUAAAUGGUAAAACAGUUUGUUAUAAGGAUGAUAGUGAUAAUGGUAAAACUUUAUCAUAUCCGAUUGGGCAUCCAAUGAUUGAACAAAUUGAAAAAGAUAAAGAAAUAAGUAAAAAUACAGCAACAGCAACAGCAACAACAACAACAACGACAACAGUUAAAAUCAAUACACCAAUUAAAUGCUCAGUUUUAAAUUGUAAUAAUAUUAAAAGAUAUAAUUGUCCAAAAAAUAAUCUUCCAGUUUGUACAUAUGAAUGUUGGCAAAAAGUAAUGAAUACUCCUGUUACUACCACAACAGCAACAAAUCUACAAUAA